CGCCAGGCGUUGGCGUUCGCAGGACCGGCCGUUGGCUGAGCGCGGCCCCUGAGCAGGUCGGUGGGCACCAGCCUCGCUCAAAGGCCAGGCCUGUCCGGGGACAGCAAGAGAGAUUGGGCAGGCCGUGAGAAGCUGAGAACUCCCCCGCAAAGAUGGCUGACAAAGGCAAAAAGGGCAAAGAUGCAGCCCCAGCGGCCCCUCCUCCGGGCGCCAAACCCCCGGACAAGAAAGAUGAGAAGGUGGAGGAGAAGCCACCAGAAAAGAAGGUGGAGCCCAAGGAUGAAGUGGGCACGAGGAAGGGAUGUCGCCGCUACAAGUGGGAACUCAAGGACAGCAAUAAAGAGUUCUGGUCUAUGGGGCACGCCAUGGUCAAGAUUCUGAGCUUGGGCUGCCUAAUAGGUUCGCUGAUAAUGUUCACUGGGAGCAUCGUUCACCCCCUCCUGACACUCAUCAUCACCAUGGAGAUAUCCAUCUUCAGCUUCUUAUUCGUUAUCUACACCUUCGCCAUCCACAGAUACUUGCCCUUCGUCCUGUGGCCCAUUGCUGACCUUCUCAAUGACCUGUUCGCCUGUAUCUUCCUUGGGGGGGCCGUGGCCUUUGCUGUGCAAACUCGGCAGAGCAUACCGAUGAACUACUUGGUUGCCCUGAUCCUUAUUGCUCUGGCUGGGUUUUUUGCCUUAAUCGAUGUAUGUCUUCAAAGAAAACACUUCAAAGGCAAGAAGGUCAAAAGGCAUGUGCUGGUUCCUCCAACAAAGGAGGGAGCAAAGGAACCGGGACAGGGACCGGGGGCGGCAAAGCCAAAGGAAGAGCCAAAACCAGCAGACAAGAAAGCGGAAAAGCCGAAGGAAGCAGACAAGGGAAAGGACAAGGGGAAGGGAGGCAAGAAAUGACGCGGAGGCGACGCCCGCCAUCAGGAGUGGCGGCGUAUUUUACCACAGAACAUAUUUCCACUGUCUUCCUUGUCUUCUCUCUAGAAUGCUUUUCUUUUCCAUUUUAAUAAUCACCUUUGCUUGGAAAAGAAAUUUCUCUUCAAAUGGAUUUUAAUACUUAAAGUUAAUGGAAACACCAUUUUGCUCAUUCCACAAAAGUUACUGAAAGUUUUGGUGCAGAGAGCGAAGCUGGAGCACCGCCUCUAGAGGAGCUCACAGGCUGCAGGGCAAGGGGGUUUAGGGGACCAGAAGUGUGGGCGACACCAGCUGUCAGCACUGACCAGCCAAAGGGGCCAGAGGAAAACAAGAGACUGGACAAUGAAAGGAUGCAUUUUCUUCA
Molecule: messenger RNA, 1269 nt
Organism: Equus caballus (horse)
Lineage: Eukaryota; Metazoa; Chordata; Mammalia; Perissodactyla; Equidae
Gene: CMTM2
Product: CKLF like MARVEL transmembrane domain containing 2
Cellular component (GO): membrane
Source: RefSeq, a predicted model, not a curated record